CUUGUCAUAACAGUGUUUUUCAAGGAUAGUGGAGAGUUUGUUUGAUCAGCGUGUUGUGUCUGAGAAUGAUGAGCUGGCUGGCCUCCCUUGCUUUGGUGAUUCUGUUGACCACUCAGGAUGUGUUUGGUGAACAUUUGAAUGUCACUUAUAAACCUGAGAGUGCCUGUGGCUUUGUGGGGUCUUCAGUGAACAUGUCCUGCUCGUUUACCCACCCUGGCAACCUGACUAUAAAGCAAAUUUACUGGACAAACGAAAAGUACCAGGACCCUCCUGAUCUAACAGGAGACCCAGACUUCAGCGGCCGAGUAAUUGUGGAACGGCAACAAGGAACUAAUAUCAGUAAUUUGUUUAUAAAACAAAUACGUAUGUUAGCUAAUCAUAGUAGAUAUUAUUACUGCAGUAUAAUAUUCACCAAUGGCCAUAAGUGGACUGGAGAUCCGGGAGUUUACCUCCAAGUUUUGGCCCCCCAGACACCCUCAGUGUCCAUCAGCCCCCCUGGUGAAAUACUGGAAGGAACAACUGUGACUCUAAUCUGCAACAACAAAUCUGAUCUACGAGUACUGAGCUACAGCUGGUUUAAGAUGAAGAAGUUUCUGGGGACUGGACAUUCAUACACCAUUAAAAACUUCACAACUGGAGACAGUGGGGAAUAUUCUUGUAAGCUAACAUAUGACUGUGGCUUCAAGUACUCAGCUAAGGAAUGCCUCCAUCUUUUCUAUCCCCCAAGGAACACAUCCAUGUUACCUGCUCAGUCCACUGUGGUUGCCAAAGGCAACAGGAUGACCCUGACCUGCGAAAGUGAUGCUAACCCACCAGUGGAAAGUUUUACCUGGUUUAAGGUGAACGAGUCCACUCCUAUAGGAUCAGGGAAGCAGUACAACAUCACUAACACUGGCACUGAAAAUGGAGGACAGUUCUACUGCGUGGCCAGGAAUAAAUAUGGAGCUGGGAACUCAACAGCCGUGUCCAUCACAGUUGAAGGUGCAUCUCCAGGGCUCAGAGACCGAGGCUCUGUACUGUCUGCUGUGGGUGCAGUCGUCAUCUGUGGGCUUGUGGCUCUGAUCUGUGUGGUGGUCUGGAUGAGGAUUAUGAAAAGGAAACUGAAGCCAGAGCAGCAGUACUCCAGCGUUAAUGUCCAGGGCAGGCAUGGAGCAGAAGAUGAUGGUCAGUACUGCAACGUUAACCUCCAGAGAUCUGACCAGAGCAGAGUUAAUGAGGCUGCAGGAGGAGCGGAGGACAGUGGUCACUACGCCACCAUCAGACAGACUGCAGCAGCUCAGGGGGAAGACGAUGUCCAGUAUGCCAGCGUCCAGUUCCAAAAGGCCAUGGCCGCAGGGAGUUCCCCUGUUCAGCCAGAGGGGGAGCCCUCUCCCAUCUACAGCAGUGUGGAGGGCUGUCAGGAUACCUCUGUGGUCUACAGCGGUGUUCAGCCCAGAGGCGUGUAGCCAGAGAUAUUAGAAUGGACGUGCACCACAUUUACAUCAAUGGAACAGGCAUUUUUGUGUGUUUAUAGAUGUAUGUCUUGUGUUGUAAGUGCUUUGUAAUUUACUCACUUGCUAAUUUCUCAUUAAAGUUAACCCUCAUCUUGUCCUUGGGGUCAAUUUGACCCCAAACAAUGUUUAACAUCAUAAAAUAUAUGGUUCACUUUUUUUGUUUUGCUUCAAGUUUCAUGACUUUUCCUCAUUUGAAGGGUACAACAGAGUAAACAUGAAAUUUGCA
Sardina pilchardus (European sardine) is the source of this 1719-nucleotide messenger RNA. RefSeq names its product B-cell receptor CD22-like. Lineage: Eukaryota; Metazoa; Chordata; Actinopteri; Clupeiformes; Clupeidae. The record is from RefSeq and is a predicted model, not a curated record. Bases 66 to 1445 code for a protein of 459 amino acids. The transcript has 8 exons.